Molecule: messenger RNA, 5259 nt
Organism: Oryzias melastigma (Indian medaka)
Lineage: Eukaryota; Metazoa; Chordata; Actinopteri; Beloniformes; Adrianichthyidae
Gene: slc7a5
Product: solute carrier family 7 member 5
Exons: 10
Coding region: 362-1918 (518 amino acids)
Biological process (GO): amino acid transmembrane transport; neutral amino acid transport
Cellular component (GO): membrane
Molecular function (GO): L-amino acid transmembrane transporter activity; neutral L-amino acid transmembrane transporter activity
Source: RefSeq, a predicted model, not a curated record
GUUCCGCCGCUGCAAGAAAAUGUGUUAGUGUUAAAUUGUACAUUUUGUUCCAAAAAGGGGUGAAAAAAGUCAUUUUCUGUUAAAUAUCUGUAGGAAGUGCUCCCAAGUUGUACCGCUAGAGGGCGCAGUCCAAAACGGCGGUUAUAGUAAGGCGGAUUAACCGUGAACGGGGCAGUCCUCGGUGGAGGAGGGUCGUCAUGCCAAUUUCCAUACGGCUUUAGUAGCGUGACUGAGCGGAUACCGCGCUGCUCUGACUCAGUCAAACACAACCGCCACGCGCUCCAGGCUCAGGCCGGCCUGAGCAUCCGACCGCUCCGCGGACACACAGCGGCGACAGCCCGGGUGAGGAAGCAGGAAGAGGAUGGCAGCGAUCAAGAAGAGAAACUCAAACUCGUCCGCGGGCAGAGAGGACGACAAGCAGGCUAUGGAGAGGAUGCUGUCCUCGCCCGGGUCCAGCCCGGCGGGCACGCCGGGGAGCGAGGACAAAAGCCCGGGUAGGGAGGCGGCGGGAGGAGAGGACGGCGUGGCUCUGAAGAGGACCAUCACGCUGCUGAACGGCGUGGCCAUCAUCGUGGGCACCAUCAUCGGCUCGGGCAUCUUUGUCACGCCGACGGGGGUGGUGAAGGAAGCGGGCUCGGUGGGGCUGUCGCUGAUCGUGUGGGCGGUGUGCGGGGUCUUCUCCACGGUGGGGGCUCUCUGCUACGCGGAGCUGGGUACCACCAUCUCCAAGUCCGGGGGGGACUACGCCUACAUCCUGGAGGUGUACGGCUCCCUCCCGGCGUUCCUCAAGCUCUGGAUCGAGCUGCUCAUCAUCCGGCCGUCCUCGCAGUACAUCGUCGCCUACGUCUUCGCCACGUACCUGCUGAAGCCGCUCUUCCCGGUCUGCCCGGUACCGGAGAACGGCGCCAAGCUGGUGGCCUGCCUCUGCAUCCUUUUGCUGACCUUCGUGAACUGCUACAGCGUGAAGGCGGCCACCAGGGUGCAGGACUUCUUCGCUGCAGCCAAACUCCUUGCGCUGACUCUCAUCAUCAUCAUCGGCUUCGUCAAGAUUGGUCAAGGUGACACAGAAGAGCUUCUUCCAGAAAAUUCCUUCAAGGGAUCCAACUAUGAGUUUGGGAACAUCGGCCUGGCGCUCUACAGCGGCCUGUUUGCCUACGGUGGCUGGAACUACUUGAAUUUUGUCACAGAGGAGAUGAUUGAGCCAUACAAGAACCUUCCUCGCGCCAUCAUCAUCUCCCUGCCCAUCGUCACGGCCGUCUAUGUCCUCACCAACCUGGCGUAUUUCACCACGCUGUCGCCGCAGCAGAUGCUGGGCUCUGAGGCGGUGGCUGUGGACUUUGGAAACCACCACCUUGGUCCCAUGGCGUGGAUCAUCCCGGUCUUCGUGGGCCUGUCCUGCUUUGGGUCGGUGAACGGCUCCCUCUUCACCUCCNUCAGGUUGUUCUUUGUGGGCGCCCGGGAGGGUCACCUGCCCAACCUGCUGUCGAUGAUCCACCCCACACUGCUGACCCCGCUCCCCUCCCUCAUUUUCACCUGUCUGAUGACGCUGCUCUACGCCUUCUCCAACGACAUUUUCUCCGUCAUCAACUUCUUCAGCUUCUUCAACUGGCUCUGCAUCGCCUUGGCCAUCAUCGGCAUGAUGUGGCUGCGGUACAAGAAGCCCGAGCUGGAGCGGCCAAUCAAAGUCAACCUCCUGCUGCCGAUCAGCUUCGUGCUGGCCUGCCUCUUCCUCAUCAUCGUGUCUUUCUGGAAGACUCCGAUCGAGUGCGCCAUCGGGUUCGGCAUCAUCGCCACCGGGGUGCCCGUGUACUUCAUUGGUGUUUGGUGGCAAAACAAACCCAAGUGGAUGCUGAAUGGAAUCUUCUCAAGCACAGCCUGGUUUCAGAAGGUGAUGGAAGUUGUGCCUCAGGAGUCCUAAAAGCCCCUCCUCUUUACCUUCAGCCAGUGGCCAAUCAGAAGGCACCGAAAUUGUCUCUGAAAACUCAACGGGUGAAGUUUGACCUCUGCUGACUGUCCUUUCCUUUCACACACACACACACACACACACACACAAACACACACAGCCUGUCUGCAGACCGAUGAAGACUUGAUCAAAGCGUCUCGACUUUCUUCGUCUUUUUCCUCUUUCGCGUCUCGACUCCUCAAGCAUCAGUCCGAUCAGUAGUUUGUUUUUUUUGUUUUUUUUUUUCUGUCACAAUGUUUUCUUUUUGUUCAUGAAACGUUUUACUCUGAAAGGCGGGAAAUGACAGAGGAUUUUAUUUUGUAGCUUCCCGUUGCAGAAUUUGCAUUUUGUUUCCAGAGUUUCACUGUUGUUACUUGUGAAGUGGAUCUUCCCACUGAAGCCUUUUCCUGUGAACGUAUGUGCAGCCUACUGACCAAUCUCACACCAUUGAAGUGUUUCGCUGAUGUGCAGCCGUCGAUCACUCCUGUGAUGACUGUAGGAUCAAUAAUUGAGCUUCAUCCUUCGAGUGUGAGGCGAAUUUUUGUCAUUUCAUGCAAAAAUCAGUUCAAACGGGGUUGGGAUUGGACCCAAAGUCACCGUUCAUGGAACCUCCAGCACUCCCAUUCUCAAAUAACUCGCCGCACUUCUUCAGUGCUAACAUGAAAUGUGCGUUUGCAGGAGGUGAGGAAGAGGAGGCACAAACUGAGGGAACAAGGAGAGAGGCCCCACUCUCAAAUCACAGUAUUAUCUAGCUCGUGUUCCCACACGGUGACCGUUACAUUAAAAAAAACAAAACAAAAAAAAUUGUAAUGUAAAAUGUUAAGUUGACGACCCUCCUUAAAGGACCAAAAGUUUCGUUGCCGUGGAAACGGGCAGAAAAGGUUUAAGUUUGUUUUAGAAGUAGCACCUUUUCUAACACUCCAGCCAUUAAAAGAGCCGACGGGCACUAACCAGAAAACUGUAGAGUUUAUUUAUUUAUAUUAGUUAACUUUUACGUUUGUCAUUAGUUGCUCUAAUUUUGUUUACAGGGUAUUUUGUAAAAAGUGCUUUACAAUAAAAUUUGAGUUUUUUUCCACUUUUGUGUUUUUCUUCUGUUUUUGCUUCAUUUGUUCAUUUUUCUUUAUUUUAGUUUUCACUCACAUUUCUCUUGUUAGUAACUUAAACUUCAUUAAAUCAUCUUCAGAACUGUAGUUUCAUUUAACAGAUUAACAUUUCACAGUUUAAUGUUUUAUUUUGAAAGGACAGUAGGAUUCUUUACCCACAAAACUUUUGGGAAUAUUUUUUUGUUGCUUUUUUAAAGUAAAAGUUUGUUUCUAGAUUCAAAUGAAUGUGUCAAACAAACCCCUUACUAUAAAAUAUCACAUUUGUGAUAAAAUAGCACAUUUGUUCAGGUUUAUUUUAAUUUAAAUUAACAAAAACGAUAAAAGAGCAGGAUUUAAUUUUAAUUGGCAGUUUUGACUUUUCUACAGUUCACUGUAGAGGCAUAGUUUUUCGAUUUACAGGGGAGUAGAUACAGCAAAGCUUUUUUUUGUCCUCCCCCUUUCUUUUUUUUUUUUUUUUUUUUGACUUAAUGAGGUGGGUGGAGUAUUCUGGUCCAUGUGCCCGUCCCACUCAGUCUUCAUUUUCUCCAUGCAGAUUCCAAUGGGAGACUUCAGAGAUUGGCAGUUUGGACCUCCAUUUUCCCACACUAAAUAAAGCCUAUUUUACAAAAAAAAAGUGUGCAUUAACAGCCACAACGCAUUUCAUUUUUUUUGUUCAUUUUAAAAACGCACAUUCACAACCGGUUUCAUUGGAGUAAUUUUAUUUAAAAAAAAAAAAUCAAAUUUGAUUAAAUUCAUUCCAAUCUAUUAAACUUUUGCUUUUUUAAAUAAGAAAUUUAGAAACCUUAAAGUUUAAAUCUGUUUCCCAAACUGAAGUGCGAAGAAUCUAAAAGUCUUAUAACUUCCUGUCUGCAUGAAUACAUUCAAGGAAAUAAUGCAUUUUGAAUGUGACCGUCCUGCAAAACAGCCUCACUGGCAUUCUGCUUUAGGCCAAGUGUAGAUGAGUGACGAAAACCAACUAAAUUAAGCAGAAAUAACUUUAAAAGUGUAUUUAAAUUUCAGAAAUACAUACAGAUGUUGUGUUAGAAUCUGACUUUCAUUUUACACAUAAAUAAAAUGACUUAAAAUCCAGUUUCAUAUGCGAGAGCUAUUACUGAUUAUUAUUUUGUCACUGCUUAGAUCAACAGAUUUCUGCCACAUCCCAGACCCACUUUAGUCCCAUUUCUAAACUUAUGAACAAAUAGAUUAAAGCUAUUAAAUCCAUGUUUAAAUCCUCUGAAAAGUGCUCAAAGCCCCAAACAAGCUGCUGCUGUGAACAGAAAUGGAGCCCUGUGUGUUACAUUUCAAUAAAAACUGCAUAAAACAUUUGAAAAAAAUAAUUUUUCAUGCUUUUUUAUUUAACAUGAACUAAAAAAACAGUUGAGUUCUGAUCAUAUCAUUAGUCAGGUUUAUCUAAGUAGAAGAUCUGGUUAAAAAAACAUCUUUAUCUUUUGUAGAAAGCAGGAUAAAGUUUUAAACACUGAUUUUUUUUUUCUUUUUUAUAUCCUUUUUAUUUUAAACAGUCUAUUAGUGAGCGUUUACAGCAGCAUUGCCCUACAUCCUGCCUGUUUUCCAGCUCUCCCUGCACUUCUUGCUGCUGGUUACCUGGAUCAGGUGUGUUCCAUCACCUGAUCAGUAGACACAGAGAACCGUAAACCAGACAGGGUGGUGGAUCUGGAGGAUCAGGAUUUAUGUUAAUCUAAUGUGUUAUUCUGCCUUAUCUUCCCAUAUAUGCUGCGUUCAAGUGUGGCGCCUCCAGACAAUUUUAUCCUCAUUUUUAUAAGGUUUGGCUGAAAUAAAAUGAUUUAACUGAUAUUUUUCUGUGUUACAUUGUGAAAAGUAAAUCUCUUUUCUUUCUUUUAGGGAAAUGUGAAAGUUUUUACAAAAAUUGCUGCUCCAAACUGUUUUCAUGAUGUUUGGUUGUUAACGUCCUUCUCUGCAUGUCUAUUGAAUUGAUUUUAAGGAUGUGAAGAAGUUUAUUUUUGGAUACAAGCGCCAAAAAUCUCAAGAAUGUUCUUCAAAUCCUGCAUCCAACUAAAAAGCAUCUGUUUUCUUACUUGUUUCUCAAAAAAAAAAACACACAUAAGAACUGAUGUCAAUCCAUGUUACAUCCGUUUGGUCUAACGGCCUCGAACCGGCCGCUCACUGACCGUGCUGCCUUCUUCCCUCAAAAUAUUUGUAUGAUUUUGUAUUUCUUCAUCUGUUUAAGAAAAUAAAAUAAAACCAAACCAUGUAAAA